CCCCCCUCCCCCUAGUCUCUCCCUCUCCUCUCUGCGGCGCGUGCACGUUCACCAUGGGCAGCGAGCACUCUCGUCCGCACCCCACCCAGGCUGGCCACUACCAGCAGGGUGGCCAGUACGACCCCAGCCAGCACAAGGGCACCGGCGCCGACGGCAUGCCCGUCAGCCCGAACGUUCCGCCGUCCAACAUGGCCGCCGCCCAGUUCGCCCAGCGCGCUGUGGCCACCAACGCCGCAUACAGCAACCUCGUGCACCCGAGCAACCAGGGGCUUGCUCAGCCGGGGGGGUCCCACGCGGCCAACACCGCCCAGGCCGGCGGCCGCUAUGCCACCCAGCCGGCGGCUCCUGCCCCGCAGCAGCAGCCCCAGCACUUCCACCACCCGCAGCAGCAGCAGCAGCAGCAGCGGUACCCGGCUGACGCGCGGCGCCCGCCCCCCGGGCCUGCCGCCGGGGCCCGGGCCCCCGAGCAGCCAUCUACCGGCGUGCCGACUGCCGCCCCGCCGGCUGUCCCCGGUGCCCCGCCUCCCAUCGAGAUGAUCGGCCACUAUGUGGUGCGGGCCUCGCUCGGUAAGGGGUCCUUCGCCGAGGUGAAGCUCGGCGAGCAUGAGCUCACCGGCGAGAAGGUUGCCCUCAAGGUCAUCACCAAGGCCAACCUCAACAAGGGCCGCCGCAAUGUCCACCUCCAGCGUGAGAUCCGCUUCCUCAAGCUCCUGUGCCACCCCCACAUCACCAUGCUCUACGAGGUGGUCGAGACCAACGACUACUACGUCCUCAUCAUGGAGCACGUCACCGGUGGCGAGCUGCUUCAGUACAUCCGCAAUGCCGAGCGCCAUCGUCUGUCCGAAAUCGAGUCGCGCCGGCUCUUCCGCCAGAUUGUCUCCGCCGUGAGCUAUUGCCACCGGAACUCCCUCAUCCAUCGCGACAUCAAGCCCGAGAAUGUCAUGCUGGACAAGAAUGGCGAUGUGAAGAUGAUUGAUUUCGGCUUCAGCCGCGAGUUCAAGCCCGACAUGCAGCUGGACUCCUUCAUCGGGUCCCCGCACUACGCGGCGCCCGAGCUGCUGCAGGGCAUCAAGUACAGUGGCCCCGAGGUGGACCUCUGGUCUCUCGGUAUCCUGCUCUACGUGAUGAUUUGCGGCCGCCAGCCCUUCAAGCACCCCGACAUGAAGGUCCUCUACGCCAAGAUCACCUCCGGCCGCUUCGAGUACCCGGAGCAUGUGAGCCCGCUCGCUAAGGAUCUCAUCGGCAACCUCAUCCGUGUCAACCCCAAGGAGCGCCUCACCAUGGAGACCCUCCGCACGCACCCGUGGCUGAGCGAGGGCUACGACGGCCCGCCGCCCACGUACAUGCUCGAGCGCGGCCCCAUCACCAAGGUUGAUGAGGAGAUCUUCGCCGAGCUGCUCACCUACGGCGUGGACCCGGUCCAGGGCCGCGAGCUGCUCCAGCAAAAUGACCAGACUGUCCCCAAUGUGGUGACCAAUUUCUACCACCUCCUUCUGGAGCGCCGUGACCGGAUGAUGAGCCACCUCAUCGAUGAUGGCCUGAGCUCCAGCGGCUCCUCCGGCGCAUCGGUCUACAACAGCAGCACCGACGACAUCAUGCAGGCGGACUCGCCGAUGGAUGUGGAGCCGGCCGAGCCGGUCGUGGCGGCCGUUCAGGCCGGCCACCACCCGGCCGCCGCCGCCGCCGCCGCCGGCCCCCAGCAGCACAUGUUCCGCCAGUUCGACACCGACGAGAUGGUUCCCCUGUCGGUGGUCGACAAGAACAUUCGUCGCAUGGUCCGGCAGAACUCCCAGCUCAUGGAGCAGAACUACUUCCAGAAGCGCUUCGGCUCCGAGUCGGCCUCCACCGCGGCCCUUACCGGCCAGCCGCCGUCGCACCUGUCCGCGCCGCCGACCAAUGCCCCGGGAUACUCUCGCUAAGCGGGAGAAAAGAAAGCCCGAGAAAGGGAAGCGUGU
This is a messenger RNA of Fonticula alba, 1955 nucleotides long. Its product is annotated as CAMK/CAMKL protein kinase. The record is from RefSeq and is a predicted model, not a curated record. Lineage: Eukaryota; Rotosphaerida; Fonticulaceae. Gene Ontology annotation, biological process: protein phosphorylation; intracellular signal transduction. Gene Ontology annotation, molecular function: protein serine/threonine kinase activity; ATP binding. The transcript is spliced from 5 exons. Bases 54 to 1919 code for a protein of 621 amino acids. Gene Ontology annotation, cellular component: cytoplasm.